AUGUCUACUACUCCUUUCCGCAUUGUCAUGGCCUGCGACGAGGCCGGUGUCCCAUACAAGGAUGCCAUCAAGGCCACUCUCGAGAAGAACCCUCUUGUCGCCGAGAUCAUUGAUGUCGGUGUCAACUCAUCCUCUGAUAAGACCGCCUAUCCUCACCCUGCCGUCGAGGGUGCCAAGCUCAUCAAGGAUGGCAAGGCUGAUCGUGGCCUCUUCAUUUGCGGCACUGGUCUGGGUGUUGCCAUCGCUGCGAACAAGGUGCCCGGCAUCCGGGCUGUGACUGCUCACGAUCCCUUCUCUGUUGAGCGCUCCAUCCUGAGCAACGAUGCUCAAGUCCUGUGCAUGGGUCAGCGUGUCAUCGGUGUCGAAUUGGCAAAGAAGCUCGCUACAGACUGGCUCAACUACCGCUUCGACCCCAAGUCGGCCUCUGCUGCCAAGGUCCAGGCUAUCACAGACUAUGAGAUCCAGUUCCGCACCGCUGCUUAG
This is a messenger RNA of Penicillium samsonianum, 483 nucleotides long. RefSeq names its product RpiB/LacA/LacB family sugar-phosphate isomerase. Gene Ontology annotation, molecular function: isomerase activity. The record is from RefSeq and is a predicted model, not a curated record. Gene Ontology annotation, biological process: carbohydrate metabolic process. Lineage: Eukaryota; Fungi; Ascomycota; Eurotiomycetes; Eurotiales; Aspergillaceae. The transcript has a single exon. The coding region runs from base 1 to 483 and encodes 160 amino acids. Gene Ontology annotation, cellular component: intracellular anatomical structure.